AUGUUAGGUUGUCGGAAUGUUGGGUUGUUGAGAAGAUGGGUGUCGGGAAGUUGGGGUGACCAUUAUAAACAUGCAUCAGUUACAAAAUUUGGGGACAUUCUGUUGAUUGGUAGUGUAAUACCGUUGGACCGUUUAGGG
This is a messenger RNA of Ambispora gerdemannii, 138 nucleotides long. NCBI's taxonomy places the organism in Eukaryota, Fungi, Glomeromycota, Glomeromycetes, Archaeosporales, Ambisporaceae. The record is from the annotation of a GenBank genome assembly.